GCCCCUUUCUCUGAUCUAUAAAACCCAUACCCCAGCUUGAGUCUACAGCAACUUUCUGUUAUACUAACAUGGCUUCUAAAAGUGAAGCGACUGUAAAACUUGCAGGAGAUAAGUACCGGUCUUUCUUGCAUGAGGAAGCAGAUAACGUCCACUGGAGACAUGGUGGGCCUCCCAUAUACGACGAGGUGAAUCAGCUCUUCGAACAAGGCCGAACCAAGGUAUGGCCAGAAGGAUCCCUAGAAGAGACGGUACAGAAUGCUAUAAAGUCAUGGGAAAUGGAGCUUUCUCAUAAGACUCGCCUACAAGACUUCAAGACCAUUAACCCACAAAAAUUCAAGCUCAUUGUCAACGGAAGAGAAGGAUUGGCAGGAGAAGAAACUCUGAGGCUUGGAAGUUACAACGCUUUGUUGAAGAAUUCUCUGCCGGAGGAAUUCAAAUACUAUAAAGCAGAGGAAGAGAGCUUUGAAUCGUCUCACGAUGCCUUUCGAUCGGCUUUUCCUCGUGGAUUUGCAUGGGAAGUACUCAGUGUCCAUUCUGGACCCCCAUUGAUUGCUUACAAGUUCAGGCACUGGGGCUUCUUUGAGGGGCCUUUCAAAGGACAUGCCCCUACUGGAAAGAUGGUUGAGUUCUACGGAAUGGGAAUUUUGAAGGUUGAUGACUCUCUGAAAGCAGAAGAUGUUGAAGUUUACUACGAUCCAGCAGAGUUGUUUGCGGGUCUGUUGAAGGGACCACCAGUGUCUGAACCACAAGAAGGGGAUGAAACUUCAACCUCUACUCUUGGCUGUCCAUUUCACAAAUAGAUCAAUGUCUCCUUUUUUCUUUUAAGGCUAAAUAAUCUCCCUACUUUCAUUUACUUUCAUUGCAACAGUGAUAUCACGUGUAGUAUGUGUACUAUGUUCAUCAAUGACAAUAGCUAUGUACCUAUUUAAUAUGAUAUGGCUCACUAGCCAUUACUCUCAUAUUCAAUGUGUAAG
Messenger RNA from Ilex paraguariensis (yerba mate), 974 nucleotides. The record is from the annotation of a GenBank genome assembly. Lineage: Eukaryota; Viridiplantae; Streptophyta; Magnoliopsida; Aquifoliales; Aquifoliaceae.